GGCUGGCACGCUGGCCCCUCCGCCUGCGGGGUCUCUGGGCUCCACGCUGCCCACGGGAUGCGGAGGGGGCCUCUGGAGGGGGCGGGUUCGCUGCAGCCAGAACGCCGGGAGCCGCCCAGGAAUUUUGGCUAGGACUGAGAGCAUUUCCUCCCGGGCGGGCCCGGCGCGAUCCCGGGGAGGGCGGCUGCGGGCAGACGCUGCGCUGCGUUCGGCCCGGCCGGCACCAUGCGGUCCCUGCUCUGCGCGCUGGCCGGGCUCGCCCUGUUCCGCGCCGCGGGAGUCUUCGCCGCUGCGGAACCCCUCAUCCGCUCCCACGGAGACCUAGCUCGGAGCCCAGGGUGUGACAGACACUUGGCUGUCCACGGCCAUUUAGACGUCAUAGAGGAGACGGUGGAGAAGACGGUGGAGCACCUGGAGGCAGAAUUGAAAGGCCUGCUGGAUCAGCUGGAGGAGCUGGCCUGGAACCUGCCCCCGGGGCCCUUCAGCCCGACCCCUGACCUCCUUGGAGACGAUCCCUUCUGAGCCCGGGAGAUGGAGGAGCCCAGCAGCUGAAGUGAUGUACCUCUCAGCUUUCCUCUGAGAACAGAGCCAUGCAUUCUGGCCUGCCUUCCUCAGCUUUGUGCACAGUAAAAGCUACGCCUUUGGUCCCCUCUGUCUCUGACAGUGACCCCUAUAGCCACAGCCCCUUCUCCAUCUACUCCCCUGCCCUGAGGCCCACAUUCCCCUGCGGGCUCAGACCCUGAGUUGGUCUGCGCUUCUGCCCUCCUUAUUUACAGGAGCAGACAGGGCAGGGGCUGGGUCACAGAGAUGAAGCACUGGAGGCGCAUAAUCGUAAGGUGACACAGCAGAAGGGCCCUUUGAGUAGCCUUCCUACUCAAAACGUGGCCAGCUUAGAUGAGCAGCAGCAUCACCUGGGAGCUUGUCACAAAUGCAGAACUUGGGGCCCACCUUGGCUUCCUGCAUCAGAAUCUACAUUUUAAUGAGAUCCCCAGGGGAUUUGUGUACACAUUACAGUUAAAAAAGAAAAUUUUAAUGUAAAAUUCACAUAACAUAAAAUUCAAAAUUUUAACCAUUUUAAACUACAAAUUCAGUGGCUUCACAAUGUUGUGCAAUCACUACUCUCUAAUUUCAGAACAUUUUCAUCACCCCAAAUAGAAACCCUGGACCUAUAAAGCAGUCACUUCCCACUCUCCCUCCCACCAGCCUUUGGAAACCACUAAUAUUUCUGUCUCUAUGGACUUGCCUAUUCUGGACAUUUCAUAUAAAUGGAAUCAUACAAUAUGUGGUCUUUUGUGUCUGACUUUUUUUCACUUAGCCUAAUGUUUUCAAGGUUCAUUCAUGUUGUAAUGUAUAUCAGUACUCUGUUCCCUUUUAUGGCUGAAUAAUAUUCCAUUGUAUGGAUGAACCACAUUUUAUUCAUUUAUUCAUCAAUUGAUGGACAUUUGGGUUGUUUGCACUUUCUGGCUAUUAUGAAUAAUGCUGCUAUGAACAUUCAUGUAUAAGUUUUUGUGUGGACAUACAUUUUCAUUUCUCUUGGGUCUAUAACUAGGAGUGGAAUUGCUGAGUCAACUAGUAACUCUUAAGUUUUUGAGAAACCACCAGGACAGUUUUUGCACAGCAGCUGUACCACUCUACCUUCCCAGCAAUGUAUAUACAAGGGUUUCAAUUUUUCCACAUCCUCACCAACAUCUGUCUUUUUGAUUAUAGCCAUCAUACUAGGUGUGAAGUCGUAUCUCAUUGUGGCUUUAAGUUGCAUUUACCUAAUGACUAGUGAUGCUGAGCAUCUUUCAUGUGUUUGUUGGCCAUUUGUAUAUAUUUUUUGGAGAAAUGUCUGU
This is a messenger RNA of Diceros bicornis minor, 1835 nucleotides long. RefSeq names its product placenta associated 9 (gene PLAC9). The coding region runs from base 226 to 522 and encodes 98 amino acids. The transcript has 4 exons. The record is from RefSeq and is a predicted model, not a curated record. NCBI's taxonomy places the organism in Eukaryota, Metazoa, Chordata, Mammalia, Perissodactyla, Rhinocerotidae.